UUCAUUAACGUAUAGUUCGUAAAGACUUGUUGAACCGUAUUGCAAUCGUUUUUAGUUUGUUGUUCUUUUGUUUCACGAGUUUAUCGAAACAAUUGCUAGUGUCGUGAAACAUUCUAUUUUUAUCAUCACUGUUCAACUUUGCUAUUUCCGCCGCCCUCGAAUGUUUUGACGCGUAGCUCAUCAACACGCGGCUCGAGUCCCAUCAAAAUUCGAAUUUACGCGCCUCUUGCAUGGCUUAUCUUGUCUCGUGCCCGAGUCAUAGCAAUUGUAGAAAUUGUAACACUGCGCAGACACUAUAACUAUAUCGUCUGCGCGCUUUCCGUGUGCGUGACUGUUUAGCGUGUGUUUUAACACUAAAAGAUUAUGUGUACCCACAUAGACUCGCGUGAUUCGACGUUGGUGUCUAGUCAAGUGGAUCCACGCGAUUUUUGACCGUGUGUUUUUGGAAUUUGAACUACAUUGACAUAGAGCCGAGCGCGAUGAGGUCGACCGAUGUGUUUUAACAUUGUCGAGAUUCGUCGCUUUUAUUAAGUAAUAUAACCUUCAAAAUCGAUAUGUAAAGUAUGAAUAAGUGACCGAAGAGAAAUUUUAUCACGUUUUUUUUUGCGAAAGAUUUGAAGCUCUUUCGAAACGCUCACGUGAACAAAUUACAAGCUUAAUCAGCACUUUUUCGCUUGUUUUUGAAGUGCCAUGGAUCACAGCGAAGAAAUUGAUAGCGCUCCGAUUCCCGAAAAUCAAAGGCGUGACAACUCGAAAAAUUACAUCCAAUGGAUCGCAACGAUAGGAACGCUAUCGUUGAUGAUCCAGGUCGGCAUACAGAUCGGCUGGGGAUCGCCCAACAUUCAACGCAUGCGACACAACAAUGAGACCACCACGCCUCUGCAUUACACGUUCCCCAUAACACUCGAGCAGAUAUCGUGGGUGGCGUCGCUCACCGGGCUCGGUGGCAUGGCCGGUGCGCCGAUCGGCGCCACCUGCGUCGCCUACCUCGGCAGCAAGAACACGAUCCUCGUCACGCUCAGCCUCAUGUGCGUCAAAUGGUUCACGUGGGUGUUCGCCUCGUCCGUCGAGUCGAUCUAUCUGUUUCGCAUAUUGGGCGGCGUCACCAACUCCAUGGCCUUCUGUUGUCACUCGCUGUACCUCGGCGAGGUGUCGAUGCCGAAAAUCCGCGGCACCCUCGUGUCCAUAGCGGCUGCGGGCUUCUCGUUCGGCAUAUUUUUCGGCAUCACCCUCGAGACCUAUAUGUCCACGCAGAUCACCACGCCGAUCUAUCUGGUGCCCUGCGCCCUGACCGUGGGCCUGUUCAUCUGGCUGCGAAGUACUCCCUAUCACGACGUCAAGGUCGGCAAGAUCGAUCGUGCCCGGGCGUCGAUCGCCGCGUACCUGCCGCAACUGCAGGUCGAGGAAAAGCUGGCCGAGGUGCAGGAAUACGUCCAGGCUAGCACAAGCAAGGUAUUCAGGGAAAAGCUUGCGGAUCUGUGGAAGCCGACCGAGAGAAAAUCGAUGCUGCUGAUCGUGCUGCUGUACGGCAUACCACACGCCAGCGGAGCCCUCGUAGUUUCCUACUAUAUGGCAACCAUCUUCGAGGACUCAAAGUCGACCCUGCUCGAUCCCAGCGACUCGGUGAUCGUCGUAAACGUCCUGGCGAUCGUGUUCUCGGCUCUGAUCGUCCGACUGAUCGAUCGAUUCGGUCGCAGGGCCCUGUACGUGGCCUCGAGCAUCGGCACAACCGUAGCCAUGAUCGGUCUCGGCGUGCAGUUCUACCUGGUCGAUCAAAAAGUCAACGCCGCCUAUCUGCAGUGGCUACCGAUCAUAUGUAUCCCGCUCUACGUGAUGAGCUACAACGUCGGCUACACCCCGGUGCCAGCCGCGGUACUGAGCGAGCUGUUCCCCAGCAACGUCAAGAGCGUCGCCUCGUGCAUAGCGAGCCUCUCGACGUCGCUGUUCGCUUUCGUCACGUCCAAGACCUACCAGAACAUCAUCAAUACGUUCGGCAUGAUGUACGCGUUCUGGUGGUACGGAUUCCUCUCGUUUCUGGCGACACCUGUUGCUCUGUUUCUGCUGCCAGACACGACCGGCAAAUCGUUUCUACAGAUUCAAUCUGAUCUCCGGAGGAAUCAAUAAUUUUCUAUUCUUUGUUGAUGCUGAACGUCAUAAAAAUGUCAAUCAUGUUAUUUUUAAUGUUUAUGUACGCCUGUAAUGGUAUGCUCUUGAGAUAUUGAAAUUGUUCAAAUCAUGUCAUCAUGUCAAAAUGACGUUUUGUCAUGAGUAACAUAUUUUUUAUUCAAACGACAUGAUUGGUGACUUUUUCAAAUCUUCGAAAAUUUUUAACGAAACUGAG
Trichogramma pretiosum is the source of this 2341-nucleotide messenger RNA. Its product is annotated as facilitated trehalose transporter Tret1-like. NCBI's taxonomy places the organism in Eukaryota, Metazoa, Arthropoda, Insecta, Hymenoptera, Trichogrammatidae. Gene Ontology annotation, biological process: transmembrane transport. The transcript is spliced from 3 exons. Gene Ontology annotation, molecular function: transmembrane transporter activity. The coding region runs from base 691 to 2124 and encodes 477 amino acids. The record is from RefSeq and is a predicted model, not a curated record. Gene Ontology annotation, cellular component: membrane.